Molecule: messenger RNA, 734 nt
Organism: Gavia stellata (red-throated loon)
Lineage: Eukaryota; Metazoa; Chordata; Aves; Gaviiformes; Gaviidae
Gene: MRPL24
Product: mitochondrial ribosomal protein L24
Exons: 5
Coding region: 13-660 (215 amino acids)
Biological process (GO): translation
Cellular component (GO): ribosome; mitochondrion
Molecular function (GO): RNA binding; structural constituent of ribosome
Source: RefSeq, a predicted model, not a curated record
CCCUGCGGCGCCAUGCGCCUCUCGGCCCUGCUGUGCGCGGGGCAGCUGCGGCUGCCCCCCGGUUACCGGCACGGCACGUGGCGCCCCACGACCGCCGCCGCCCAGCGCCGCAACCCCCCGGGGCUGCGCCGCCGCAAGGUCUUCGUGGAGCCCAUCGCCAGGGAGGACUGGAAGGUGUUUCGGGGUGACACGGUCCAGGUCCUCACCGGGAAAGACGCGGGGAAGCAGGCGAUGGUCACCCAGGUCGUGCGAGCCCGCAACUGGGUGGUGGUGGAAGGGCUGAACACGCACUACCGCUACGUCAACCGAACUGCCAAAUACGCCGGGACCUACAUCGCCAGUGAGGCGCCGCUGCUGCUCAGCCAGAUCUCACUGGUGGACCCCGAGGACCGGAAGCCGACGGAGGUGGAAUGGCGGUACACGGAGGAGGGCGAGCGGGUCCGCGUCUCCCUGCGCAGCGGCCGGAUCAUCCCCUUGCCCCUGCGGCAGCGCUGGGACGGCAUCGUCCGCGAGCAGUGGAUCGACGGCCCGAAGGACACGGCGGUGGAGGAUGCGCUGGACAAGACAUACCUGCCGUCCCUGAAAACCUUCGAGGAGGAGAUCAUGGACGCCAUGGGGAUCGUGGAGACGCGCAGGGCCAAGAAAUCCUACUGGUAUUAACUGGUGGGGGACGGGGAGGGGACUAGAAACCCCCCCGAGACUGGGGUCUGCAAUAAAGACACCCCUUUAUUUUC